Nezara viridula (southern green stink bug) is the source of this 1586-nucleotide messenger RNA. Lineage: Eukaryota; Metazoa; Arthropoda; Insecta; Hemiptera; Pentatomidae. The record is from the annotation of a GenBank genome assembly.
CAGGAUGGUGGAGAAGGACAUGUUGGAACUGUUCGAAACUUUGAAUCUCCUGAAGAAGUUGUUGUAGUUUGGGAUAAUGGUACUGCAGCCAAUUACAGAUGUGCCACUGAUUAUGAUCUUAGAAUUUUAGACAGUUCUCCAACAGGAGUCAAGCAUGAAGGAUCUCUAUGUGACACUUGUCGACAGCAACCGAUUUUCGGCAUUCGUUGGAAAUGUGCUGACUGCUUAAACUAUGACCUUUGCUCAACUUGUUAUCAUUCUGAUAAACAUUCUUUACGGCAUAGAUUUCAUAGGAUUACAGUUCCUGGAGGCGAAAGAGUCAUGGUGGAAACAAGAAGAAAAAGUAAAAAGCUAGUUGUCAGAGGAAUAUUUUCUGGAGCUCGUGUUGUUCGUGGUGUUGAUUGGCAGUGGGAAGAUCAAGAUGGAGGUAAUGGCAGGCGAGGAAAAGUACAUGAUUUACAAGACUGGUCUGCUGCAUCACCCCGAUCAGCUGCUUACGUUGUCUGGGAUAAUGGUUCUAAAAAUCUAUACAGAGUUGGCUUUGAAGGAAUGGCUGAUUUGAAGGUAGUUAAUGAUGCCAAAGGACCUUCUGUCUAUAAGGAACAUCUCCCUCUUCUUGGCCAACAGGGUUCAGGAAAAAAUGGACCUCAUGGUCUCCAAAUCGGUGAUCAGGUUAAAGUAGAUUUGGAACUAGAAAUCGUCAAAUCAUUACAACAUGGGCACGGUGGUUGGACUGAUGGAAUGUUUGAAUGUCUGGGAGUAACUGGUGUCAUUGUUGGCAUUGAUGAAGAUCGUGAUAUUGUUGUAUCUUAUCCUUCAGGCAAUAGAUGGACUUUUAAUCCUGCUGUUUUAACGAAAGUUCAAACUACAAGUACGCAACAGAACUCCCAGUUUGCAGUUGGUGACAUUGUACAAAUAUGUAGCGAUUUAGAAAGAAUAAAAAUAUUACAAAAAGGUCAUGGAGAAUGGGCUGCUGCUAUGACUCCUACUUUGGGGAGUAUUGGGAGAAUACAACAAAUAUAUCAUGAUAACGAUCUGAAAAUAGAAGUUUGCGGCACCUCGUGGACAUAUAACCCUCUUGCUGUGACCAAAAUUUCCUGCCCAUCUGGAGAUCGUUUGAGUGCUAUUCUGAAGAAAAUUUUUGAAACUCACUCAACUGGAGAUGUAAAUCUAGAGCUUGUGAAAUCUGCAGCAAAUGGUGAUGUUCAAAAGUGUGAUGAAGUUCUCAAACGAAAAGAUGCAAAUGUAAAUGGAAUGUUUGGUGGCCAUACAGCUCUGCAAGCGGCUAGCCAAAAUGGGCACCUUGAUGUAGUAAAACUUCUCCUUAAACAUAAUGCUGAUGUUGAAAUUGAGAACAAAUAUGGCGAUAGAGCGAUUCACCAUGCUGCAUUUGGUAAUGAACCUGCUGUUAUUGAGUUAUUAGCCAAAGCUGGUGCUGAUCUUAAUAUCCGUAACAACAGAAGGCAAACACCAUUGCAUAUUGGGGUCAAUAAAGGCUAUUAUGGUGUCGUGAAAACUCUUCUGAAGUUGGGCUGCCAUCCAAGUCUUCAGGUUAGUGCUUAACCUAUUUUUUUAUAAUUUAUUGC